Molecule: messenger RNA, 1268 nt
Organism: Magallana angulata
Lineage: Eukaryota; Metazoa; Mollusca; Bivalvia; Ostreida; Ostreidae
Exons: 4
Coding region: 458-1006 (182 amino acids)
Biological process (GO): cell-cell adhesion
Cellular component (GO): cell-cell junction; membrane
Source: RefSeq, a predicted model, not a curated record
GUUGGUGGUAUGGAAAAAUCACUACGGGUAGACUUGAUAUAGAAUAAAAGAAUACAAUUGACUGAUAAAGGUCAGACAUGAAUGGUCCACUAGCAUCGUAGACGAUGUUUAUAAUCAAUAGGACAUUGACCGAUUAAUAUUCUUUCUUUGUGUGCACAUCGUGUUAGCACAUUGUAACGAUUCAGUUUAUCUCUAAACCGAAAAAUAUGGACCCGUGUAUAACAUUACGACUUCUCUUAAAGAUCGGUUGUAUUUUUCGGCAAAGAAAACAAAGGAUGUUGCGUUUUUAAAUACGUAGUUAUAAAACCCACUACAGUCAUGGAGAAGUGACACAUAAUCACAUGAUCUAAAUAAGCUUAAGGUUUCCAAGGUCAACGGCCCGGAUACAUCAAUCGCCACUUUAUGCCCUAAUGAGACACAGGGACAAACAGCAAGUUAUUCAUAAUCAUUAAACACUAUGGCAUGUGGCGGAAAUUCCUGUUAUUUUGGAUUUGGAUUGUUCCUGCUCAUACUUGGACUUGUAAUUGAUGUAAUAGGAGUGGCCUCCCCAUACUGGAUUUUAGCUGAAGUUGGAGGGGAAAAGGUUUAUGGAGGAUUGUGGAAAAUUUGCACAUCCGGAUCAGUUGCUACAUAUUCAUUUUCCGGGUGUACCGACUUUGAUGAGGUCCCAGAUUGGUUCAAAGCUGUACGAGGUUUCGGAGUCCUGGGAAUUCUCCUUCUGCUAAUAGCAGUCUUGACUGCGUUUCUUAGAAUUUGUCUGAAGGACAGAGCAUGCGUACUGGUCCUCGCCAUUGUGUUUUCCUUUAUGGCAGCUGUGUGCAAUGUCAUAUCUGUAUCAGUCUUUGGAGAGAAAUACUACGACAUCGUCAAAGACAGCAGUGUUUUCAGCUUUCACUUUGCCUUCGUUUUCUGCAUUCUUUCAAUUGUCAUUUCGGGAAUCGCUGGAAUAUUCAUGAUAGUUGAGGUAGCAAAAAGAUCUUCCUACACAUCCAUGACUGGACGAUAAAUCAGUUUCCUAUGGAAAAAGACACGAUGCGAGCAUUUACAAUUAUUGAUUUACUAGUGUUAGAUUAACACAUUUUAUUCCUAGCAUACUGAAUGUCGUAACGAAAAUGUGUAUUCAGUGAAUUUGGUGUACAAGACAACAACAUCAUUAUAUUUGUUUAAAUAUAUUAUAAUCUGAUGUACAUGUUUGUCCGUGAUUUAUCAUAAAAAUGUUCAAUCAAAAUUUUUCUGUCAUAUUUAUUAUAAUAUAAUGUAAAAGACAC